AUGCAACUCAGCAGGCGAACAGCAUUGCAUCCUCUUCCUCGGGAGAACAAGUACCAGCUACUUCAUCCUCGGGUACACUGGGUGCCUUUCUGGACACGGUUCUGUCUUCCACCGCAAGGGAUGAUGAGUGGGAGAAAGUACCAACGACGACGAAAACUGCUGCUAUUGAUUUGCUUACGCAGGUCAUGUCGAGUACGCCAACCGCUGUGGUUGAUCAGCUUCUUGUUUUUGUCCGCCAAGAGAACAGCGACGAGCUCUUUCGUCGAAUGGGUACGAUGACGAAGACGGGGCUGCAAGAAAUGCGCGAAAUCGGAAAACACAAGCCCCCGUCUCAGUGGCGUGUCUUGCGUGCAACGAUAGCUAAUCCGGUGGACCGGACAGAUCGACCUGUCGGGUUGUUCAACCAAGAAAAAGAAAACCCUCUCCAAGAGACGUUAUGCAGAGUCAGAGAGUACCUUCAACGUCACCAUGACGGAAGGCCUGCUGUUUUUGACGCUAGCCAGCGCCGCCAGCUCCGCGAGGAGCGCCGUUUACUUGCGAAAGUCAGGCAAGGAGCCCCCGAAGAAGGAGGAUCGCCUGCUUCCAUCAGUCUGCAUUUUGGGAGUUUUCUCUUUGAUUCUAACUCUUUGACACUGUCUUUGUACUUCCGAUUCGACGUUCUGCCUCCAGAGGAAGCGACGGAAGAAACGAACGCUGGCGCUGCAGGAAAGGGACUGCGUCUCCGCCGGAUCUAUGUUAUUUGGGGUCAUCCUGAUCGCUCGCGAGAUGUGAUUGAACUGACAAAGGAAAACUAGGCCGCUAGUUGUACACUGAGAAGAUGAAGAUGAACCACUACUAGAAGUGUAGUACUAUAGACGAACGAAGAUGACGAGGCAUGAUGAAGGGUUGAAGAUCAUGAAGAAGUUGAAGCUCUUGAUCUUGUUGUGUUUAUAUUUAUUCUUGAGGAAAAGCAAAAAAGUAAGAUACUUUUUUAUUGAGAUGGAUGCUUCAGCAUUGUAUUACCUGAACAAGUCAAGCAAAAACAGAAGAAAAUAGAGAAUAAUGAGGAGAAGAAAAUGCAAGAACAAUA
Messenger RNA from Amoebophrya sp. A25, 1069 nucleotides. Lineage: Eukaryota; Dinophyceae; Syndiniales; Amoebophryaceae. The record is from the annotation of a GenBank genome assembly.